AUGGCAUCAUUGCCUCCUCCCCCUCCUCCAGGAUGGAGUGCAGCGCCCUCAUCAUUGCCGAUGGCGCCGCCGCCGCCUGGAUAUCAGCCACCUGCCGACCCGAACGUCGCAAAGUUUGCGCAGAAGAAGCAUGAAUGGCUGCGAACACAACGCAGUCGCUUCGCAGAGAAGCGCAAAGGUGGAUUCGUACAGACCCAGAAGGAUGAUUUGCCUCCGGAGCAUUUGCGAAAGAUCGUGAAGGAUAUUGGCGAUGUGUCGCAAAGAAAAUUUACCAAUGAAAAGCGAAGCUAUCUGGGAGCGUUGAAGUUUAUGCCUCACGCCGUCAUGAAGCUUUUGGAGAACAUGCCGAUGCCCUGGGAGUCCGCAAGAGAAGUCAAGGUACUUUACCAUGUCAACGGUUGUCUGACUCUGGUGAACGAGACCCCGCGCGUCAUCGAGCCGGUUUUCCACGCCCAGUGGGCCACUAUGUGGAUGUGUAUGCGUCGUGAGAAGAGUGAUCGUCGGCACUUCAAGCGAAUGCGCUUCCCUCCAUUUGAUGACGAGGAGCCGCCUUUGUCGUGGUCUGAAAAUAUUGAGGAUGUCGAUCCUCUGGAGCCAAUCCAAAUGGAGCUUGACGAGGAAGAAGAUGCGGCAGUCUACGAUUGGCUUUACGACCACCGACCCCUCCUAGAUACCCCCCAUGUCAAUGGACCGAGUUAUAAGAGUUGGAAUCUGUCGUUGCCACAGAUGGCCACUCUCCACCGUCUGAGUCACCAGCUUCUGAGCGAUGUCGUGGAUCAGAACUACCACCACAUGUUUGACUUGAACAGCUUUUUCACAGCAAAGGCCCUCAAUGUCGCCAUCCCCGGUGGACCCCGCUUCGAGCCUUUGUACAAGGACAUUGACCCUAAUGAUGAGGAUUUCAGCGAGUUUAACGCUAUUGACCGCAUCAUUUUCCGUGCCCCGAUCAGAACCGAAUACCGCGUUACCUUCCCUUUCUUGUAUAAUACCCUUCCGCGGAGUGUCAAGGUCGCCUGGUAUUCUCACCCCCAGGUGGUCUAUGUCCGUACCGAGGAUCCCAACCUCCCCGCCUUCUACUUCGACCCUGUCAUUAAUCCCAUUUCCUCCCGCUCGGUUGCUCCGAAGAACAUCACUAUCAGCCACGAGGAUGAGCUUUUCGGUGAAGGCAACAAUGAAGACGAUUUUGAGCUUCCAGGAGAGGUCGAGCCUUUCUUUGACGAUGAAGAGCUUUACACACCGGACACCGCAUCUGCGAUCGCUCUGUGGUGGGCCCCCCAUCCGUUUGAUAAGCGGUCCGGAAAGAUGGUGCGUGCUCAGGAUGUGCCGCUUGUAAAGCAGUGGUAUUUGGAACACUGCCCGCAAGGCCAGCCCGUCAAGGUCCGCGUCUCUUAUCAAAAGCUGCUCAAGACGUACGUCCUUAACGAGCUGCACAAGAGCAAACCCAAGGCUCAGAGCAAGCAAAACCUUUUGAAGACACUUAAGACCACCAAGUUCUUCCAGCAGACGACUAUCGAUUGGGUUGAGGCUGGUCUGCAGGUCUGUCGUCAGGGUUUCAACAUGCUUAACUUGUUGAUUCACCGCAAGAACUUGACUUACCUGCACUUGGAUUACAACUUCAACCUGAAACCAGUGAAGACUUUGACAACCAAGGAGCGGAAGAAGUCUCGUUUCGGAAACGCUUUCCACUUGAUGAGAGAAAUUCUUCGCUUAACGAAGUUGAUUGUCGACGCCCAAGUCCAGUACCGUUUGGGCAACAUCGAUGCCUUCCAGCUUGCUGACGGUAUUCUGUAUGCCUUCAACCACGUUGGUCAGUUGACCGGUAUGUACCGAUACAAGUACAAGCUGAUGCACCAGAUCCGUUCUUGCAAGGAUUUGAAGCAUUUGAUCUACUACCGUUUCAACUCUGGUCCUGUCGGUAAAGGACCUGGCUGCGGUUUUUGGGCUCCUGCUUGGCGAGUCUGGUUGUUCUUCAUGCGCGGUAUCAUUCCCCUCCUCGAGAGAUGGCUUGGAAACUUGCUCUCUCGUCAAUUCGAGGGUCGUCAUAGCAAGGGUGUCGCCAAGACUGUUACCAAGCAGCGUGUGGAGUCCCAUUUCGAUCUGGAGCUCCGUGCAUCUGUCAUGGCUGAUCUUAUGGACAUGAUGCCUGAGGGUAUCAAGCAAAACAAGGUUAAUGUUGUUCUGCAGCAUUUGUCUGAAGCUUGGCGAUGCUGGAAGAGUAACAUCCCUUGGAAGGUUCCUGGCUUGCCCGCUCCUAUUGAGAACAUCAUUCUUCGAUACGUGAAGAGCAAGGCUGACUGGUGGAUUUCUGUCGCCCACUACAACCGUGAGAGAAUUCGUCGGGGUGCUACUGUUGAUAAGACCGUGGCAAAGAAGAACUUGGGUCGUCUCACCCGCCUCUGGCUCAAGUCCGAGCAAGAACGCCAGCACAACUACCUCAAGGACGGUCCUUAUGUCUCAUCCGAGGAGGCUGUGGCUAUCUACACAACAAUGGUUCAUUGGUUGGAGUCGCGCAAGUUUUCGCCGAUUCCUUUCCCCAGUGUAUCGUAUAAACAUGACACCAAGAUUCUCAUUCUGGCCCUUGAGCGCCUUCGCGAAUCAUAUUCCGUGAAGGGCAGACUCAACCAGAGUCAGCGUGAGGAACUUGCCCUGAUCGAACAAGCUUACGACUCCCCUGGAACCACAUUGGCUAGAAUCAAGCGUUUCCUCUUAACCCAGCGAGCCUUCAAGGAGGUCGGCAUUGACAUGAAUGAUAAUUACAACAACAUCAACCCCGUUUACGAUAUUGAGCCUAUCGAGAAGAUCACCGAUGCCUACUUGGACCAGUAUUUAUGGUACCAAGCAGAGCAGCGUCACUUGUUCCCUGCCUGGAUCAAGCCUUCUGAUUCCGAGGUGCCACCCCUUCUGACCUACAAGUGGACCCAGGGUAUCAACAACUUAUCCAAUGUUUGGGAGACUGCUGAUGGCGAGACCAACGUCAUGAUUGAGACCGAUCUCGCAAAGGUCUACGAGAAGAUGGAUCUUACCCUCUUGAACCGUAUGCUUCGUCUGAUUAUGGAUCACAACUUGGCGGAUUACAUCACUUCCAAGAACAAUGUCCAGCUUAGCUACAAGGAUAUGAAUCAUACCAACAGCUAUGGUUUGAUCCGUGGUCUCCAGUUCUCUGGCUUCGUGUUCCAGUACUAUGGUAUGAUGAUUGAUUUGCUGCUUCUUGGCCUGCAGAGAGCCAGCGAAAUGGCAGGUCCCCCCGCCAGCCCCAAUGACUUCCUGCAGUUCCGCGACCGGGCUACUGAGACCAGGCAUCCCAUUCGUCUGUACACUCGUUACGUUGAUAAGAUCUGGGUUUUCUUCCGUUUCAAGGCAGACGAGUCCCGGGAUCUUAUUCAACGUUUCUUGACCGAGAACCCCGAUCCCAACUUCGAGAAUGUUAUCGGCUACAAGAACAAGAAGUGCUGGCCGCGUGACUGCCGAAUGCGCUUGAUGCGUCACGAUGUCAACCUUGGACGUGCUGUUUUCUGGGAUUUGAAGAACCGUCUUCCCCGAUCCAUCACUACCAUCGAAUGGGAUGACACCUUUGCCAGUGUGUACAGCAAAGACAAUCCCAACCUGCUCUUCUCCAUGAGUGGUUUCGAAGUCCGAAUCCUUCCCAAGAUUCGCAACCAGAAUGAAGAGUUCUCUGUCAAGGACAGCGUUUGGUCUCUCGUAGACAAUUCCACCAAAGAACGCACAGCACACGCCUUCCUCCAGGUCACCGAGGAAGACAUUCAGAAGUUCAACAACCGCAUCCGUCAGAUUCUUAUGUCUUCUGGAUCAACGACCUUCACUAAGAUCGCUAACAAGUGGAACACGGCACUCAUUGCCCUCUUCACUUACUACCGUGAGGCUGCAGUGUCGACCGUCAAUCUUCUCGACACUAUUGUCAAGUGUGAGACCAAGAUCCAAACUCGUGUUAAGAUUGGUCUUAACUCCAAGAUGCCUUCUCGUUUCCCACCGGCUGUGUUCUACACGCCCAAGGAGCUUGGUGGUCUCGGUAUGAUUUCAGGAUCUCAUAUUCUCAUCCCCACCAGUGACAAGCGUUGGUCAAAGCAGACAGACACAGGUAUCACUCAUUUCCGUGCGGGUAUGUCGCAUGAUGAAGAGACACUGAUCCCUAACAUCUUCCGUUACAUCAUUCCUUGGGAAGCCGAGUUCAUUGAUUCCCAACGUGUGUGGAUGGAGUACUCUCAAAAGCGUAUGGAGGCGCAGCAGCAGAACCGUCGUCUGACUUUGGAGGAUCUUGAGGACAGCUGGGACCGUGGUCUUCCUCGUAUCAACACUCUCUUCCAGAAAGAUCGCAGCACUUUGAGCUUUGAUAAGGGUUUCCGUCUUCGUGCCGAAUUCAAGCAGUAUCAGCUUAUGAAGAGCAACCCAUUCUGGUGGACUAGCCAAAGACAUGAUGGUAAACUUUGGAACUUGAAUGCCUACCGAACUGAUGUCAUCCAAGCUUUGGGUGGUGUGGAGACAAUUUUGGAACACACCUUGUUCAAGGCAACCGCUUUUCCAUCUUGGGAGGGCCUGUUCUGGGAGCGAGCUUGUCUUGCCGCGGGUACGGAAUUACUGCGCUACGAUGGCACCAAGGUCAAUGUUGAGGACGUCAAAGAGGGUGACGAGCUUCUCGGCCCUGAUGGCACGCCACGCCGUGCAUUCAACAUCGUCAAUGGAAAAGACCGCCUGUACCGCAUCAAGAUUGGUGGAAGCAAGGAAGAUCUUGUCGUGACACCGAAUCACAUCUUGGUUUUCCACCGGGAAACGAGAGCCAGAAAUAUGACUGCUGCUGCUUUCGCUGAGCUGGAUCCUAAGGAAAGAUCCUAUUACAGACUUUUCCGAGCACCAGGAUUCGAGCUGCCCGAGCAGGAUGUGCCGAAGGCCGCUGAGCGGAUAAUUCCUCAAACGCAUAGCUUCAUGGUGAAGGAUAUCAGUCUGGAAUCCGAAGCCACAGCUUGGGCUGGAUUUCGAGUAGAUAAAGAUCAGCUUUAUCUGCGCCAUGACUAUUUUGUCCUGCAUAACAGUGGAUUUGAAGAGUCCAUGAAAUUCAAGAAGCUCACCAAUGCUCAGCGCUCCGGUUUGAACCAGAUUCCUAACCGUCGAUUCACUCUCUGGUGGUCUCCGACUAUCAACCGGGCGAACGUCUAUGUUGGUUUCCAGGUCCAACUGGAUCUGACUGGUAUUUUCUUGCACGGUAAGAUUCCAACCCUGAAGAUCUCCUUGAUCCAGAUCUUCCGAGCCCACUUGUGGCAGAAGAUUCACGAGUCCGUGGUUAUGGACUUGUGUCAGGUGUUUGACCAGGAAUUGGAGCAACUUGGAAUCGAGGCUGUUCAGAAGGAAACGAUUCACCCUCGUAAAUCCUACAAGAUGAACAGUUCUUGCGCCGAUAUCCUCCUCUUUGCUACCAACAAAUGGAAUGUCACCAGGCCCUCCGUGCUGUUUGACACUAAGGAUGUUUAUGAGCCCACGACCACAAACAAGUUCUGGCUUGACGUGCAGUUGAGAUACGGUGACUACGACUCUCACGACAUCGAACGUUACACUCGUGCCAAGUACCUCGAUUACACCACUGACAGCAUGAGUAUCUACCCAUCCGCGACUGGUCUUAUGGUUGGUAUCGAUCUUGCCUACAAUCUCUACUCCGCUUUUGGCUCGUACUUCCCGGGUCUGAAGACCUUGAUUCAACAAGCCAUGGCCAAGGUCAUGAAGGCCAACCCUGCCCUGUAUGUCUUACGAGAGCGUAUUCGCAAGGGCCUGCAGCUGUAUGCUUCGGAAAGCAACCAGGAGUUUCUGAACUCCCAGAACUACUCGGAGCUUUUCAGUCCCCAGAUUCAGUUGUUCAUUGACGACACUAAUGUCUACCGUGUUACCAUUCAUAAGACGUUUGAGGGUAACCUGACUACGAAGCCUAUCAACGGUGCCAUCUUCAUCUUCAACCCUCGCACCGGACAAUUGUUCCUGAAGAUCAUUCACACAAGUGUCUGGGCCGGUCAGAAGCGUUUGGGUCAACUUGCCAAGUGGAAGACCGCUGAAGAAGUCGCGGCUCUCAUUCGAUCCCUGCCCGUGGAAGAGCAACCGAAACAACUUAUUGUCACUCGCAAGGGCUUGCUUGAUCCUCUUGAGGUCCAUUUGCUCGAUUUCCCCAAUAUCUCCAUUCGUGCCUCUGAACUUCAACUGCCUUUCCAGGCGGCUAUGAAGGUCGAGAAGCUUGCCGAUAUGAUCCUCCGCGCCACUGAACCCCAGAUGGUUCUCUUUAACUUGUACGAUGAAUGGCUGAAAUCCAUCUCCCCGUACACUGCCUUCUCUCGAUUGAUCCUGAUUCUGCGUGCUCUCCACGUCAAUAUUGACAAGGCGAAAAUCAUCCUUCGACCCGAUAAGAGCGUCAUCACCCAAGAGCACCACAUCUGGCCGUCUCUUUCUGACGAGGACUGGAUCAAGGUCGAAGUGCAGCUGCGUGAUCUGAUCCUGAACGAUUACGGCAAGAAGAACAACGUGAACGUGCAGAGUUUGACCAGUAGUGAAGUGCGAGACAUCAUUCUGGGUAUGGAGAUUAGUGCGCCGUCCUUGCAGCGACAGCAGGCGGCGGAGAUUGAGAAGCAACAGGAAGAAGCGAAGCAACUCACCGCUGUGACCACCAAGACCCAGAACGCUCGGGGCGAGGAUAUCAUUGUGACCACCACUUCCCAGUAUGAGCAGCAGUCCUUCGCUUCGAAGACGGAGUGGCGCACUCGCGCUAUCGCAACAUCCAAUCUUCGAACCAGAUCAAACAACAUCUAUGUGUCGUCCGAUGACGUUCGUGAUGAGGGCUUCACCUAUGUCAUGCCGAAGAACAUCCUUAAGCGAUUCAUCACCAUUGCGGAUCUCCGGGUUCAGGUCACUGGAUACAUUUACGGUAGUUCACCGGCCGACAAUGACCAAGUCAAGGAGGUCCGUACUAUCGUCAUGGUUCCUCAGGUUGGAAACACUCGGGACGUCCAGUUGCCGCACGAACUGCCUCAGCAUGACUACCUCAACGGCCUGGAGCCGCUGGGCAUCAUCCACACCGUCUCUGGUAACGAACCACCUUACAUGUCUGCGGCAGAUGUUACACAACACGCUCGUCUCAUGAACUCCCACCCAUCAUGGGACAAGCGGACGGUGACUAUGACCGUUUCAUUCACUCCUGGAUCGGUGUCACUUGCCGCUUGGGGACUCACCCCCCAGGGUUACAAAUGGGGUGCUGAGAACAAGGAUAUGACCUCGGACCAACCGCAAGGCUUUUCCACUGACAUGGGCACCAAGUGUCAGCUGUUGCUCAGUGACCGAGUGCGUGGGUACUUUUUGGUGCCUGAAGAUAACUUGUGGAACUAUAGUUUCAUGGGUAGCUCGUUCGGCAGCGUUGAGAAGCGACCGAUCUAUGUCAAGAUCGACACUCCGCUGCGAUUCUACGAUGACCAGCACCGACCUUUGCACUUCCAGAACUUUGCCGAGUUGGAAGAUAUCUGGGUUGACCGGUCCGACAACUUCGAGUAA
This is a messenger RNA of Penicillium longicatenatum, 7533 nucleotides long. RefSeq names its product U4/U6-U5 snRNP complex subunit PRP8 (gene prp8). Gene Ontology annotation, molecular function: protein binding; U6 snRNA binding; pre-mRNA intronic binding. Gene Ontology annotation, biological process: mRNA splicing, via spliceosome; spliceosomal tri-snRNP complex assembly. Gene Ontology annotation, cellular component: catalytic step 2 spliceosome; U5 snRNP. The coding region runs from base 1 to 7533 and encodes 2510 amino acids. The record is from RefSeq and is a predicted model, not a curated record. The transcript is spliced from 4 exons. NCBI's taxonomy places the organism in Eukaryota, Fungi, Ascomycota, Eurotiomycetes, Eurotiales, Aspergillaceae.